Esox lucius (northern pike) is the source of this 2468-nucleotide messenger RNA. RefSeq names its product zinc finger protein 503 (gene znf503). Gene Ontology annotation, biological process: negative regulation of DNA-templated transcription. Gene Ontology annotation, cellular component: nucleus. The transcript is spliced from 2 exons. NCBI's taxonomy places the organism in Eukaryota, Metazoa, Chordata, Actinopteri, Esociformes, Esocidae. The record is from RefSeq and is a predicted model, not a curated record. Bases 343 to 2010 code for a protein of 555 amino acids.
UUGGAAGGCGGCAAAGGCUUUAAUCUCGGACUAAUUCAGCUGCUUUUGAAGUGAACAUUUUACCAGUUCGUACUUCGGGAGUAUAGAGCGCGGACCUGCAGGGAGACAGAACGCGCUAUGCCCAUGGUGCAAGACGUAGCCACGGAUCCGCGAUAACCUCGCACUCACUCUCGUUCCUGCUUACCAGCCGCACCUUCCUCGUUUCCUCUCACAAUACGGAUUAUUAUACGCAAAAUCUGAACUUUUUUUCUCCUGAUUUUCUAAAGGAGGUUGUAAUUGCUUUUCUAUUUUCUUGAUGAAUAUGAUAAAUGCAAUACCGACAAAUUUCGUGAGAAUUGGGACAUGAUCACAUCGCCCUCGGUGUCUGCUCUGAAAAAUAGUACUCGUCUAGUGUGGGAGAGCAUCGACUCUCGGAAUAACAUCAACAAGCCUUUUCUUCACUCCGUUCCCCCGUCGGACCAUCUACGGCAAGCUAACAGAGUCCCUAUCAAGGUUUUGAAAAUGCUUACGGCACGAUCAGGACACAUUUUGCACCCAGAGUAUCUUCAGCCGUUACCAUCUACCCCGAUUAGCCCUAUAGAGCUAGAUGCCAAGAAGAGUCCGUUGGCGCUGCUUGCGCAGACGUGUUCUCAAAUUGGUAAACCGGACCCCCCUCCCUCCUCCAAACUAUCCUCAGUUUCAUCAAAUGGAUCUAGUGACAAGGAGUCCAAAUCCGGUCCAUUAAAAAUGAGUGACAUCGGUGUGGAUGACAAAUCUAGCUUCAAACCGUAUUCAAAGCCGUCAGAUAAGAAGGAUUCGUCCUCUAAUGUCUCGAGCGGAGAAAAGUCUGGUUUCCGAGUGCCGAGCGCCACCUGUCAGCCGUUCACGCCACGGACAGGCAGUCCCAACUCCAGCUCUUCUGCGUCUCCUAUGCCGUCAGAGGGGAAGUGUGGAGAAAGAGAGGACAAGAAAGAUUCAGAUUGUAAUAAAAAUGGCACCACGGACGGAUCUGGAACCACUAACAGCCACAGCAGGAUAAGUGUGAGUUGCGGUGGAAUUAACGUUGAAGUGAACCAGCACCAGGAAACAACCCCCGGAUCCAAAGCUCCGUCUUCGGAAUCCUCCUCCGUAACCUCUGUGUCCUCCGCGUCCGGACUUGGGUCAGGACUUGUAGCCCCAGUCUCUCCUUACAAACCGGGUCAGACAGUUUUCCCCCUGCCGCCUGCUGGCAUGCACUACCCGGGGAGUUUAGCCGGGGCCUACGCUGGUUAUCCCCAGCAUUUCCUCCCGCACGGCGGUAGCCUGGUUAAUGCACAGCUGGCCAGCAUGGGCUGCAAUAAGGCCGGAUCCAGCCCCCUGGCCGGGGCCUCACCACCCUCCAUCAUGUCAGCUAGCCUGUGUAGAGACCCUUAUUGCUUAAGUUACCACUGUGCCAGCCACUUAGCGGGCGCUGCCAGUGCCUCGCAGCAGUGCCACGACAAUGCAGCUGCCGCAGCCGCCAACGCUCUGAAAUCCGGGUACCACCACAUGUACCCUGCCCACCUUUUGCAUGGCAUGCACUCCUCUCCGCAAACUUUUAGCGGACACCCUUUGUACCCCUAUGGUUUCAUGCUCCCCAACGACCCUCUUCCUCACGUCUGUAACUGGGUGUCGGCGAACGGACCCUGCGAGAAGCGUUUCUCCUCUUCCGAGGAGCUGCUGAACCACCUGCGGACGCACACCGCCUUCACUGGGGCGGAGAAGUUAAUAUCGGGUUACCCUAGUUCCUCUUCAUUAGCUAGUGCUGCGGCUGCCGCUAUGGCGUGCCACAUGCACAUGCCACAGUCAGGAGGCCCUGGAAGCCCCGGGACACUGACCCUUCGGAGUCCGCAUCACGCGUUGGGACUAAGCAGCCGUUACCAUCCGUACUCCAAGAGUCCCCUGCCUACCGGAGCCCCUGUCCCCGUCCCCGCAGCUACCGGGCCAUACUACUCCCCCUAUGCACUGUAUGGUCAGAGACUCACCACAGCGUCGGCGCUGGGAUACCAGUAGAACACCCUUGACUUUUGAAAAGUUUAUAGUAAUAAAAAUGCAAAUAUAGCCUAAAGACUUUUAUCAACGCUCCACCUAUGGACGGGAUCCGUGGACUCUGUAUUUAUUUAUGUCUGCUGAAAGCGGACGAUAAUAGCUACAAAUGGAAGAUAUUUGAGACUCAAAAAGUGCAUUAUGUUUAAACUGAACUCCAUAGGUAAAGUGAAAACACACGUGGUAGGAUACUAAUAAAAUAGGGGUUUUCAUUUCGAUGUUCAUUUGAAUUUGCUAUGAUUGUAUUGUUCUUAUUUAAUGUCUCAUUGAGAAGAAAAUAAUUUACAUGCAUGUUUGUUUCUUAAAAUCCCAAAUUGUCCCCAUCAUUUAAAAUUUCCGUUAUUUUUCAGGUGUAUACCAUGGAAAGAGAAUUGGUAUUUUUUUGUAUGUAUUCUGGAAAAAAUAAGAAACAAUUCUGUUCCAUA